Amphimedon queenslandica is the source of this 1725-nucleotide messenger RNA. Its product is annotated as ribonucleoprotein PTB-binding 1-like. The coding region runs from base 131 to 1525 and encodes 464 amino acids. The record is from RefSeq and is a predicted model, not a curated record. NCBI's taxonomy places the organism in Eukaryota, Metazoa, Porifera, Demospongiae, Haplosclerida, Niphatidae. Gene Ontology annotation, molecular function: mRNA binding. The transcript is spliced from 7 exons.
GACGUGGACGUGGAUGUGCAAGAUUAAGAAGCUACUGGUUUGUGUCGGUUUGUGUCGAGCUGGGAGCUGAGAAAUCGGAGGAUAAAUCUAAUAUUCUGCCUACAAAAUUACUCUCUCUUUGUGAAUAGCAAUGAUGGAGGAAAGGGACGAAAUUUCGGAAAUAUAUUAUACUAAAAAUGAUGAAAUACCUGUGACAAAGAAGCUGGAGCUGGUGAAGGAGAUGGAUGAAGAGUUUGGUAAGAAAAGGAAAGUCAUUGUGAAUGGUUUGCCACCGGAUUUCACAGAAAAGGAGUUAAGAUCACUGAUUCCUGAUCAAGAUCGUGAUAUAAUGUGUAAAAUCAGCGACGGAUCAGCCCGUCUAAUCUUCCCUACUUCAUUCCAAGCCUUUAAAGCGAUUCAAGACCUCAACAGAAUCAAAGAACUCAGACACGAGAGAAGUAGAUUACAAGCAUCUUAUAGUCGGCCAGACUCUCUUCUUUUCAUUGGUAAUAUACCACUCUGGUUUAAGAAGGAGAAUCUAAGAGAACUAUUCAGUCCAUUAGGUACUGUGUUAAGGUGUCUAAUAAUAUACAGUAUGUCUCGUGGUCUCAGUAAAGGCUACGGGUUUGUUGAAUUCUCGACACGCGACGAGGCCCUACUAGCUAAACACAUAAUGGCCACUAAAGCAAUUGGUGGACGUCAUUUGAGAGUUGAUUUUGCUGAUAAUGGGAUGCAAACGACUGCUGAUCUUCAUUCAAAAACUCUCUUUGUUGAUCGACUCCCAAAGACUUUUAAGAAUGAUUUAGUACUCCAGAAGAUGUUUGAAGUUUAUGGUACCAUUAAUUUCUGUCAGGUUGCUAUAGCUCCCAAUGGCUGUCCGAGGUGUUUUGCAUUUAUUGAUUUCAAUUCAUCAUUUUCAGCUGAAGAGGCCCAGUUUAAUCUCAAUGGAUAUUCCUUUCAAGGACAAGAGAUAAGAGUCUCCUAUGGCAUGCCUUGCAGACCUGGUGCUUGUAUCUUACAGCCAAAGAGUCUCCUGCCUAACUUAUGGGGCAUGACUGUCCAGCCCAUUGUCUUGAGCAACUAUGAAACACUUUUACAGGAAUCUGCUAUAUAUACUCACGUUCAUCCCAUCCCUCCCCCUCCUCCUCCUCCUCCCCCUCCUCCUUCUAAUGGAACUCACUCAUACACGGCAUACAAUUAUCAUUCUCAUGAUACUCACUAUCACCACCAUCAUCAUCAUCACGACUCACCAACUGUUAAUACUCCGUCUCCCCCACCACCACCUCCUCCUCCUUUUAGGCCACCAUUAUCCUCCAGUGUCACUAAGACAAAGUUAAAGUUAAAGAUAGUAGAAAAUGUGGAAGAGAGAAAGGAAAACGUAAUGCCCGUAUAUACUUUAUUAAAGGCUGGUAACAAACGCUCGAUACAUCACAAUUCAAGAGAGAGGUCUCAUUCAUCCAGUGUAUACAACAAGCCGUACAUAGGACAGCAUGAUCAAGGAAUCCCCUUUACUCAUCCACUGAAAAGAAUAAAGACAGGAUCAUGAGAUCAGCCAUUUUCAUCAAUUAUCAUUAUUUCAAUUUAUUGGCCCUCUUUCUGGUUUUGGACUGUUCCCCUAUUAUAAUGUAUACUAUUAUUAUUAUUAUUAUUAUUAUUAUUAUUAUUAUUAUUAUUAUUAUUAUUAUUAUUAUUAUUAUUAUUAUGUCAGAUGUAACUUGUUCCGACAAUACAUGUGUGAAUUAUUAU